This is a messenger RNA of Tinamus guttatus (white-throated tinamou), 924 nucleotides long. The record is from RefSeq and is a predicted model, not a curated record. Lineage: Eukaryota; Metazoa; Chordata; Aves; Tinamiformes; Tinamidae.
AUGGCUACAGCCUUUGCCCCGAAGAUGAGCCAGGUCCUGAUGACUCCCGAGCCCCACUACAUCCCUGGCUACACUGGUUACUGCCCUCACUACAAGUUCAGCAUGGGGAAGACUUACGGGCAGCAGACCUCGCAGCUCCUGAGCAGCCCGGAGGUCCCACGUCCCAGCCAGCUGGUGCUGCUGCCAACCCGCUGGUCCUGCCGAGGCACUGAGCCCCCAGACCUGCCAGGAGAGUCGGAAGCCUGCGGGGAGGCAGGUGCUCAGCCCCUGAGCUCCAUCGUCAUCCCUGGGUAUACAGGAUUCAUCCCCAGAAGCCAGCACUUCUUUGCCAAGACUUUCUCCGGGGACUACAAGGAGGCCAGGAGUGACUUUGCUAAGCAAAGGCUGAGAGCUGCUGGCACGGAGAAGGCCUGGCUGAAGACGCAGCCGUUGCCGCAGGACCCCGCUCAGGAGCGUGACGACCCCUCAGCUGAGCCAUCGGGACCAGGCUGCUGCCAGCGCCACCCAGCACCAGCAGCAACAGCGUUGGCAGCCUCUGCGCCCCGUGCGUGGCUGCAUGGUUUCCAGCCACAGCGCUCCCCCUACUCCAUGGAGGAUGACGACCCCCAGAAAUAUUUCAUGUCAGGCUUCACGGGCUUUGUGCCCCGUGCCCGGUUCCUGAUUGGGAAAAGCUACCCGAUUACCACGAACCGGGCCCUGCUGGAGUUUAGCCACAUGGCCCUGAAGAAAGGUGGCAGGAGUGAGACCAAGGAAGGCAACACCACCCUCCCACCCCUGGGAAAAACCUACCCAGUGGAGACAGGCCUGCUGCCUAGCUACGCAGGCUACGUCCCAGGUUACAAGUUCCAGUUCGGUCAUACUUAUGGUCACCUUACUCACAACGCCCUGGGACUGAGCACCCUCGAGAAGCAGAUGCCAGACUAA